CGUCGGUCCCUCCCUUCACCCUCCCAUUUUCAACCAAAACAGCACACCUCUCUCGCACACACACACACACACACACACACACAAUGCCUGCUACACUGCUCUCAGAGGUGCUCAUGAACGAGCUUGCGCGCCGCAUCCCCGAAAACCCCGACGUCGUCAAGAAGGUCAACUCGAUCUUCCAGUUCAACAUUACCAAGGACGGCAAGGAGGUCGCCCAGUGGACGGUCGAUCUCAAGACGGGCGCUGGCUCCGUGUCGAAGGGUGCUGCAACUGCGCCCAACUGCACCGUGACGCUGUCCGACGACGACUUUGUUGCGCUCGGCUCGGGCAAGCUCCAGGCUCAGAAGGCCUUCAUGAGUGGCAAGCUCAAGGUCAAGGGCAACAUUAUGCUCGCCACCAAGCUCGAGGGCAUCUUCAAGCAGUACUCCAAGGAAGCUGCUGCUGCGAUUGCCGCUGCCCAGUCUGGCGCUGCUCCUGCUGCCCCUGCUGCUGCUCCUGCUGCUGCUGGCCCAGCGACUGGAUCAUCAGCCUCAUCAGCCGGUCUUGUCUCCGACGGCUUAUUUGCCGAAAUUGGUCGCCGCGUCGCCGCCACGCCCGCACUCGUCCAGCAAGUCAACGUUGUGUACCAGUUCAACAUCACCAAGGGUGGCAAGGACGCUGCGCAAUGGACGAUCGACCUCAAGAACGGCGCCGGCUCCGUCACCAAGGCCGCCGCCGCCGCGCCCGGCUGCACCAUUACCGUCUCCGACGAAGACUUUGCGGCCCUUGUUGCUGGCACGAUCAAUCCUCAAAAGGCAUUCAUGUCUGGGAAGCUCAAGGUCAAGGGCAACGUCACUCUUGCUACCAAGCUCGACAAGGUUCUCCAGGGUGCCAAGGCCAAGCUUUGAAAACACACAAAAAAAAAAAAGCAAUCGGCCAUGCCAUGCUGUUUCUAUUCUGUUCCUAUGAAUGCUCGUCAAAGUGACUGUGUGACUGUGUGUUGUGCACAAUGCAUCAUGGAGUUCAACAUUUUUGCACGACGCGAGCAUCUGGUCUUUGUUUCUCGUAAAUUCAUCCAUUCCAGUUGUAAUUCCCCCCCCCCAUGUUUCUUUUCUUUUGCUCCGCUAUUCCAUAUCCAUUUGCUAAAUAAAACUCAG
Capsaspora owczarzaki ATCC 30864 is the source of this 1136-nucleotide messenger RNA. RefSeq lists its product as hypothetical. Gene Ontology annotation, cellular component: cytosol. Lineage: Eukaryota; Filasterea; Ministeriida; Capsasporidae. Bases 84 to 887 code for a protein of 267 amino acids. The transcript has 2 exons. The record is from RefSeq and is a predicted model, not a curated record.